Messenger RNA from Knipowitschia caucasica, 612 nucleotides. The record is from the annotation of a GenBank genome assembly. NCBI's taxonomy places the organism in Eukaryota, Metazoa, Chordata, Actinopteri, Gobiiformes, Gobiidae.
AUGGACGGAGCCAAGAUGUCGUGGGGGAGGAACAACUUUGCGUCCGGCGGUGUUGGCGUUGGCGGCGGUGGCGGCGGUGGUGUUGGCGGCGUUGGCGGCGUUGGCGGCGGCGGGUUGAGCAGCGACAGAGGGAUGCAGGAGAUGAUGACCCCUCGCACCAUGACGUCCAUCGCCCCCAGCAAAGGACUGAGCAACGAGCCAGGACAGAACAGCUGCUUCCUCAACAGCGCCUUGCAGGUCAGUGGGGGUGCAGGACAGCUACAGUGCAGACAACAUAGGAACUCGCCCACAUCUGAGUGGACGGCCAUCGACCCAGACCUCUACGCUGCCUACCCUCCACUGCCCAAACCCCCCUCAGACAGCUGUCUGGCCUCCACGCUGCCUCGCCGGCCCAGCUCCUCCGCCUGUGCACAACCCUACUCCUCCCCGAUGCCUCAGAGCACCGCAGACACUGUACCCCCCCUCAACUCCCCACGCACCAUCAGCCGUCACGGACCCCCACCACUCAGGUACCAGCCACAGCCCACACCAGCAAACACAGACACAAGCAGCUGGUACCCCACACCAGCAACACAGACACCAGCAGCUGACUCCACACCAGUCAACACAUGA